UUGCCUGCCACUUUACAUAGUUAAAGCAAGAUAAACAUCCGUGAGAGACGUAAAUAAAUACUACGGUGCUUCAAUAUGUAUUCAAACAAAAUUGAAGGACCCCGUAGAGGAAGGUCUUUCGACUCCAUCAACAUAGGAUUUGAAGAGAAACAACUAAAUAAUGAGAUGAACAAAUCAACAUUCACGAAGAUAGAAGAGAAUAGAGAUAACAAGAACGAGCAUUCAGAAAAGGGGACGGCAGCGAUCGUGUUUUCCCUUAAAAAUGAAGUCGGGGGACUUGUGAAAGCGCUCAAACUCUUCCAGGAAAAUCACGUCAAUCUUGUACACAUUGAGUCCAGAAAGUCCAAAAGGCGAAACUCAGAAUUCGAGAUAUUUGUGGACUGUGACAGCGACCACGAACAACUCAACGAGAUCAUUCAACUGCUGCGCAAGCACGUGGACAUAGUGGACAUGGACCCCCCGGAUAAUUCGUGCCUACCUGAAGAAGAUAUGGAUAAUGUACCCUGGUUCCCCAAGAAAAUCUCAGAUCUCGACAAGUGUGCAAACCGUGUGCUCAUGUAUGGAUCAGACCUGGAUGCUGACCAUCCGGGCUUCAAGGACAAUGUAUACCGCAAGAGAAGAAAGCAUUUUGCCGAUCUCGCAAUGGGUUACAAACACGGAGAUCCUAUUCCUCGUAUAGAGUUCACAGAAGAGGAGGUUCAGACCUGGGGUGUGGUGUUUCGGGAGCUCAACAAGCUGUAUCCCUCUCACGCCUGUCGGGAGUACCUGAAGAACCUGCCUCUGCUGUCAAAACACUGUGAAUGCCGUGAGGACAACAUCCCACAGCUGGAAGAUGUCUCGCGCUUCCUCAAGGACCGCACUGGCUUCACCAUCAGGCCUGUGGCAGGUUACCUGUCCCCGCGAGACUUCUUAGCUGGCUUGGCCUUCCGUGUUUUCCACUGUACCCAGUAUGUACGGCACAGCUCAGACCCUCUGUACACCCCGGAGCCGGACACUUGCCAUGAACUUCUGGGUCAUGUCCCGUUGCUGGCAGAGCCGAGCUUCGCCCAGUUCUCUCAGGAGAUCGGCCUGGCGUCUCUGGGGGCUUCAGAUGAGUCCGUUCAGAAAUUGGCCACGUGCUAUUUCUUCACCGUGGAGUUUGGCCUAUGCAAACAGGAAGGGAAGCUACGAGCCUAUGGAGCAGGCUUGUUGUCCUCCAUCAGUGAAUUAAAGCAUGCUCUCUCUGGCAAUGCAAGGAUCAUGCCUUUCGACCCCAAGGUCACAUGCAAACAGGAAUGCAUCAUCACCACAUUUCAGGAUGUCUAUUUUGUGUCGGACAGCUUUGAAGAGGCUAAGGUCAAAAUGAGGGAGUUUGCCAAGACCAUUAAGCGUCCCUUCACCGUGCGCUACAACCCCUACACACAGAGUGUAGACGUCCUGAAGGACACUCCCAGCAUCAACAGUGUGGUGGAAGACCUGCGACAUGAGCUUGACAUUGUGGGUGACGCUCUCAGCCGGCUUAACAAGCAGCUGGGUGUCUGAUGACCUUCCCUCUGUUCUACUUAUCUUCUUACCAUCUACCAACCCUGCCAUACCAUAUCCCUGACAACAGAUGUGUAGAGACACUGCUUUUAGACUGCUCCUUUAGAGUGCAAUUGAUGUUCAGUGUUACUGGGUUGCUAAGAAAAAAAAUAUUGUUAGAUCGAAAGUAUCUGAUUUCAUUAAUGCCAAUAACUUAUGAGAAGUUGGAUAAAGUUAAGGUUGAUAGUUUGAAACCAUGAUUCAGAAAAUCUUAGAACUAGGAUGACAUGAAUUUCAGCACUGUCAUCCAUAAUUAGAAAACACAUUUUUUCGAUAGGCUACACUUUCCCAAGUGCUAUAUCCUCUGUUUUGUUUCCCUUAUAUAACUAUGAUGACUGUAGUAUAAAUGGAAAACAAACACCCUAAUAUUGCUGUAUUGCUUCCCUUUGACCUCCCUACUCUUCACUUUCUUAUUUAAUGGACCCAAGAUAUGUAAUUGAUAUGAAAUUAUAUUUAUUGUAUAUUAUGGUGUGUCCAAUAUAUUCCUGCAUUUUGUGGACUUGGGUUUUGUAUGGGACCAGUAAAUUAUUUGUGUUAUUAGUUUAAUCAAACACUCAGUUUUCCUUGAUUUUUACAUAUUAAGGCCAUGUUAGAAUAUGGAUUGCUUGUUUUUUCAUCGUUGAAUGUUUCUGUAACAUUGUCAACAAAAUGUCUACUCGUGACGUUAAAUGUAGGCCUAAUUGUAGUAUGUACACCUGGAAAAAACGAUGACAUUAUUUUUCUACUGUAAAGAAAUGUAAACGAUGUAUGUCUAAUGAAAUAAAUAUGUACACGUG
Molecule: messenger RNA, 2336 nt
Organism: Hypomesus transpacificus
Lineage: Eukaryota; Metazoa; Chordata; Actinopteri; Osmeriformes; Osmeridae
Gene: tph1a
Product: tryptophan hydroxylase 1 (tryptophan 5-monooxygenase) a
Exons: 11
Coding region: 76-1521 (481 amino acids)
Biological process (GO): aromatic amino acid metabolic process; serotonin biosynthetic process
Cellular component (GO): neuron projection
Molecular function (GO): iron ion binding; tryptophan 5-monooxygenase activity
Source: RefSeq, a predicted model, not a curated record